UAGGCGGUACGAGUCUGCUGGUCUCUAAUGGUUUUCCUCCGCGCGUAUGCCCCGAGUGUAGAAACAUUUCCUGGAACUCUUGCCUCACAGCCCCUGCAAGAGGAUGUGCUCCCGCUGUUGUUGUCCGUUAUUAGGACUCUGCCACUGACCUGCUGAGGACAAGAGCUUUUAUCACAGCCCGGACACCAUGUCGCUGUUGGACACCAUCCGACAGUGGGAUGAAGGAGCGGCCGCAGUGGGCAGAAAGGAUUGGGCUACAGCUCUGAAAGUCUUCUCUGAUAUCGUGGACAAAAACUCCAAAAUAUACUUCAACAUUGGCAUCCUUUAUUUGAUUACUAAAGACCUGGAUGCAGCAGAGAAGGCUUUUGACAACAGCAUCAGGAAGGAUGAACACUUGGCUGUAGCCUUUUUUCAAAGGGGGAUAACAUUUUACAAACAGCAAAAGUUUGAAGAAUCUUUAAGUGAUUUUAAAAAAGCCUUCACAGAGCUACGUGGAAAUCAGCUGAUUGACUACAAGCUGCUUGGCCUCAGAUUUAAGCUGUAUGGCUGUGAGGUCCUUCACAAUGUAGCCCUGGCCCAUGCACAGUUAGGACAAUGGGAAAAGGCAGAGGAGAAUCUGCACGCUGCACUCAACCUCAAGACAGAAGCUAAGCACAGUCUCAUUGAUCGGGCACUGGAGUCCAUUCUGAAACACAAGCUGUUUGACAUUGUGGAGGCCCAUGCGGGUGAAGUUUUCAGACCGAACAAGCAACAUGUUGCAGAGCUAGAGAAGAAGGACUACCUGGGAAAGGCCACAGUUGUAGCAUCCAUCAUUCCCAAAGACGAUUUCUCUGGAUUUGCUCCUCUCCAGCCACAGGUACAGGAAGUUCCGUCCAGGACCAAAGCUCCUGAAACUCUGAGAGCCCUGGAAGGGGAGCCUCAUCGUGUGCGCUAUGAGUUCAUCCCAGAGACCACAGACGAGCUUCCUGUGCAGCAGGGGAACAUUGUCUUUGUCCUGCAGAAGGGGGCUGACAACUGGGCUAAGGUCUUCUUCAACGGCAAAACAGGACUUGUUCCAUACAAUUUCCUGGAGCCAGUGGAAUUAACACUAUCAUCCAGGCAAGAACAGCAGGAUGUGAAGCAAACCGAUAAUAUUCCAGCGCCACCCAGUGGAGAAGCCCCUGUAAGACCUGCGAGGGGAAAAGUGCAGGAUCCUUCUGUUCCAAGUCGUAAAGAGGAGAAAGCAGGCAACAAGGACGAAAAAUCGAAGGAACCCAUGAUGUGUGUUGUGAAAGUACAUGCCACAUACACUGUGGCGGUUUCCUUGAAGCCAGGAAUUUCCUACACUGCUGUUCUUGAGGCAAUCAGCGAGAAACUGAACCAGCCCCGAGGUACAAUAUCUCUCAGUUACAAGAAAAAUGGCACAGAGAGGGCGAAGCUGGAUGAGUCUGAAAUGGAAAACGCUUGGAAAGAAGAGAGGAACGGCCAUCUAACUCUUUGGUGUGAACUAACAGAGAACAUAGAGAUGGCACCAAAAGAUGAGUCUCCUCAAGUAGUAGCGAUCUACUCCUAUGAAGCCUCAGAACCAGAAGAUCUGCAGUUUAACUCGGGCGACGUUAUCACAGUUAUUUCAAAAGUAAAUGAAGAAUGGUUUGAAGGCAAGUGCAAAGGAAAGGUGGGCAUCUUCCCAGCUGCUUUUGUGAAAGAUUACAAAAAUAAAGGCUGAAUCAUCAGAUUUAAACACAUUUACAACUUUUCUAAAAAAAAAAAAGAACGCUUAUUUAUUGUACACCACAAUUGAGGAAGUCUGGAAUGCUCCAUUCCAUAUCCUCUACACAAUAAUUAAUCAACUGCUGUUCAUGUGUAUUUUCCAGCUUUUGUACUGUACUGAAAGCACGAAAAAAAAAACUUGAAUAAAUCACUUUCUUGCCGCAAG
Messenger RNA from Lepisosteus oculatus (spotted gar), 1915 nucleotides. It is a transcript of the gene ncf2, whose product is annotated as neutrophil cytosolic factor 2. NCBI's taxonomy places the organism in Eukaryota, Metazoa, Chordata, Actinopteri, Semionotiformes, Lepisosteidae. The record is from RefSeq and is a predicted model, not a curated record. Gene Ontology annotation, biological process: phagocytosis; superoxide anion generation; respiratory burst. Gene Ontology annotation, cellular component: NADPH oxidase complex. Gene Ontology annotation, molecular function: superoxide-generating NADPH oxidase activator activity; protein binding.